Molecule: messenger RNA, 672 nt
Organism: Metarhizium album ARSEF 1941
Lineage: Eukaryota; Fungi; Ascomycota; Sordariomycetes; Hypocreales; Clavicipitaceae
Product: DNA replication complex GINS protein psf2
Exons: 1
Coding region: 1-672 (223 amino acids)
Biological process (GO): double-strand break repair via break-induced replication; DNA replication
Cellular component (GO): nucleus; GINS complex
Source: RefSeq, a predicted model, not a curated record
AUGGUCCAAGCUGAUUCGGGAUCGCAGGGCCAAACGCCUCAGCUGCGUCCCCCCCGAAGAAGCGAUCUCCCCCUCUGGCUGGCGCUGCUGCUCAAAAAGCAACGCCGUGCCAACAUCGUACCGCCGCCAUGGAUGCAUCCCGACUCCCUUCGCGACGUUAUCCACCACGAAACCACUGUCGACACCAAGGGAUGGGCUCCUCCCCCUCCGCCGCGCUCGCGCGCCGACUCUUUCGGCAACGCCACGCGCAUAAACGACCUCUCCGGCAAGGAGGCGAUUCUGUCUCCUCCGUUUCUACCGUCAUGCACGGCCGACGCUCCGUCGGGGGCGUUGCCUUACCACUGGUUCGAACUGGCAGAGAUGCUGCUCGCCCACGCGGGUGACGAUAUUGUCUCGGCAUCGGAGGUGCGAUCGUUGUUGAGGGACCUGCAGGAGGUUCGCGCGGCCAAGAUGAGAAGCAGUACGGCGCAGUUGGAAACCGGCGUCGACGGGGUGAUGAGCUUGAGAGGUGUGGGCGCCAUGGAGCUGGCGGAGAGUAGGGGGUUUGUCACGGGUGUGGUCGAGGGCGUGAGGAAGAUUGGGGCGAGUGCUGAGGCUAUGAGGCGAGAGGAGGAAGAGGAUGAGCGGGGUGAUGGUGACGAUGAACCCAGUGAUGAUGGCAUGGGCUUAUGA